AUGGAGAUUUUUGCUUAUGAAGAGUGCAAAUUGCAUUACACCUUUGGGUGGCCUAAAAUGAAACCCACGAAUUCCCAAGAUCCUCCUCCUGCCUUUGACUUAGUCGAAAUCCAGUUGAUUUGCAAAGUAGAACAUCUUUGGCGUAAUCUUUCUGGUAAAAAGAUGAGAAGUUGUGAACUUCCACAAAUCUCAACAUGCAUCACAAUGGAAUCUCAAUAUUUCAAGAACCCAGAAAAGACUCGUCUAGCCAUACACGACCGGCUAAAAAGUUUCCAAUUUCCACUCUUCGAAUGCAAAGUGAUUGUCGAUGAAUUAAUUCAAUUGGCACAUGAACAUAGUGAUCGUUUAGUGUUUAUUAAAGAUCGUUACGUGUUAAAUCUUGGUGUUAAGAUUGAUAUGUCACACAGGUACAAGCAAAUAAAUGAGAAUGAUAGGAAUGCCAUGGCAAGAACUCUUCCCACUAAGAAUUGCAAAAUAUGCGAUGAAGGUAUUUUUGGAGGAUCCCCAAUUAUAAAGAUGCCGUGCAAGCAUAUUUUUCACUUCAACUGCAUGAAAAAUUGGUUAGAGAGGAACAUUGGUUGCCCAACUUGUACUCCUACCAAUAAUGGCAAAUCCUUAGGUGUCUAA
Messenger RNA from Lycium ferocissimum, 627 nucleotides. RefSeq lists its product as uncharacterized. NCBI's taxonomy places the organism in Eukaryota, Viridiplantae, Streptophyta, Magnoliopsida, Solanales, Solanaceae. The record is from RefSeq and is a predicted model, not a curated record. The transcript has a single exon. The coding region runs from base 1 to 627 and encodes 208 amino acids.